AUGUUCCGCGAGAAUGUAUCAGCAUGGGAUUGCUUCCAGUCUCGCGCUGACGUCUUCCCUGCAUUCUUCAAUCGAGUCCUUGCUCUCAAGGACCCCAAGCGGAAGGCGGGGAGCAAGCGAGCUCGGCAGGAGGAGCAGGAGCAGAAGCAGCAGGAAGAGAAGCAGCAGGGAGAGCAGGAGCAGGAGGAGCAGGGGGAGCAGCAGCAGAUGUCUGUUGAGGGAGAUCAAGCUCAGGCGGAGGAUGGAGCAAACAAAGAAGCUGUUGCGGAGGGCAACGGAGCAGAGGGAGAGGGAGGAGAACCGAAGGAGAGUUCAGGCGCAGCAGAAGGGGAGGGAGGCGGAGGGGGAGGAGGGGGAGGGGGUGCUGAAGACAAGAAGGAGGUGAAGGAACAGGGACAGGGUGGAUCGGCUGUUGGCGGAGGAGAGGGGGGUUACGAGCUGAGCAUAUAUGAGCGCGUGAAUUACAUCGUCUUCAUCAUCCACUGCUUCCAGUCGCUGGAGAACCCACUGGUGCGGGCGUGUGUGCUGCCGCUGGUGUCGCUGCCCCUGUGGCACGCCCUCUCACCUGCCCGCAGGGAGCGCGAGCUGCACCCCCACGCGCACCUGCUCGCCCUCUGGGCGCGCCUGCUCAAGAGGGACGCCAAGAACCGCCACGCCAGAAUGCUGGCUGUGGCUGAGGGCGGGGAGAAGAGGGCCGAGGCGGAGGCGGCUGAGAGGAAGGAGAGGCGCGGGGUUCGAUUCCUGCCUGGGUUGAUUCUGGAGUUCUUUGCUGUGAGUGUAUUGGACGAGGUGGUGGAGAAGGGCCCAGACUACGAGGACGACCAGAGCGAGUCAGCCGGGGUGCUGCUGGAGAGAGCAGUGGACCAGCCGCGGCUGCUCUUUUGCGAGCGAUUCCUGGAGCUGCUCAUAGAUCUUCUCAGCCAGCUGCCCACACGCAGGUUCUUUCGUCCUGUAGUGGAUGACAUGGCUGUCGCCGCCCGCUGCCGACUGAGCCGGCUGUACCGGCACCCGCGCGGUCGUCUUUUUGUGCAGCUGGUGGAUCUGCUACGAUUCUACGCUAGAUUCCAAAUGGAUGACCAUGCCGGGCGGCAACUGGACGAGGAGGAGGUGGACAGGGAGCACUGCGCGCGCGUGUCGGCCCUUCAGUUGUUCCUCUUCAACAAAGUGCCAGAGGUGGGUGUGACAGAUCGUCAGAGAGGGUGGUAUCAUGUGCACAUAGCCACGCAGCUGGACGAGGAGGAGGUGGACAGGGAGCACUGUUGCUUUAAGCCUGACUAA
Molecule: messenger RNA, 1278 nt
Organism: Closterium sp. Naga37s-1
Lineage: Eukaryota; Viridiplantae; Streptophyta; Zygnematophyceae; Desmidiales; Closteriaceae
Source: the annotation of a GenBank genome assembly